Molecule: messenger RNA, 567 nt
Organism: Spodoptera exigua (beet armyworm)
Lineage: Eukaryota; Metazoa; Arthropoda; Insecta; Lepidoptera; Noctuidae
Source: the annotation of a GenBank genome assembly
AUGGCAGUAACAGUACGGGGCGCGGUGUUGCAGGCGGCGGCGUGUCGUUCAGCGCGUGGGACGUGUCGGGCGCGGCGCGGCACCGCGCGCUGUGACAGCGGCGGCGUGUCGUUCAGCGCGUGGGACGUGUCGGGCGCGGCGCGGCACCGCGCGCUGUGGGAGCGCCACUACCGUCGCGCGCACGCGCUCAUCUUCGUGGUGGACGCCGCCGACCACUUGCGCCUCGUGGUGGCCCGCGAGGAGCUGGAGUUGUUGCUGUCGCACCCGGACACGUGCGGCCGCCGCCUGCCGCUGCUCGUCUUCGCCAACAAGAGCGACGCGCCGCACGCGCUCGCGCCCGCCCAGGUCGCCGCCGGUACGUACACGCCCCCCCACCCGGCGCCCCCCCCCCCCCCCGCGCCCCCCACUCACCGGCCCACUGUUGCAGCGCUGGGGCUGGAGCGCAUCACGGACAAGCCGUGGCACAUCUGCGCGUCGUGCGCGCUGUCGGGCGCGGGGCUGGCGGACGGAGUCGCCUGGCUCGCGCGACAGAUACGCGACGCGCACCUGCCGCACCCACACACGUAG